UUAUAAUUUUUUUCUUUAAAUUGGUUUUCUAAAAAAUUUAAUGUUGCAGGGAUGAGGCUAGUGCUACUCAAGAGCCUAAUGAAGGGCAAUCUGAGAAGCCAAUCCCUGAACAAAUUGCUUCUGAAGAUACUCCUAAGGUCCCUGAAGAGGACAAUGAAAUGACUCUUGCUGAGUAUGAAAAACUGUUGCAACAAAAGAGAAAGGCGUUGGAAUCUCUUAAGGUGGAGACCAGGAAAGUAGUUAUUGACAAAGAUUUCGAGGGAAUGCAAAUCAUUGAAAAAAAGAAAGAGGAUGAAGUUUCAAAAAUGAAGUUAGACUAUGACAAGGGAAAGAAGAAGGAAAUCACUGAAAGGGACGAGAAAUCUCGCAAGGCGCAGAGUAUCAAUGAAUUUCUGAAGCCUGCUGAUGGUGAGAGGUAUAGGGCACCUACUUCGUCUCGUGGGCGCGGUGGAAGAGGUCGCGGGCGAGGAGGCGGGAAUGUAAGCGACUAUCCACGUCAGCCGGCUGCUACUGCUCCUCCUCUGGAAGAUCCCUCCCAUUUCCCCAUUCUCGGCGCAGCCGCCAAAGCCUGAUUUUGUUUUAAGUCUUCUGGACUUGCAGCCUCCAAACUCCUCCCCUUAUUUUUGUACUAUUGCUACUUGUCUUUGUUGUUUUCUUUUUAUUUUACAAGAAAUACAAUAUAAUGACUUUCUAUAUUCAAUGGUUGAGAGUUUUUUUUUUUUU
Messenger RNA from Dendrobium catenatum, 723 nucleotides. RefSeq names its product RGG repeats nuclear RNA binding protein A. Gene Ontology annotation, cellular component: cytoplasm; nucleus. Lineage: Eukaryota; Viridiplantae; Streptophyta; Magnoliopsida; Asparagales; Orchidaceae. The coding region runs from base 159 to 572 and encodes 137 amino acids. The transcript has 4 exons. Gene Ontology annotation, molecular function: RNA binding. The record is from RefSeq and is a predicted model, not a curated record.